AUGGCCGACGUCGACACUGCUUUCCAUCUCAACAUCUCGACACCCUCCUGCAAGCGGAAACGACCUUCGGACCAUCUGGAGGACGAUGGCCGCUUCUUCGUCCGCGACUCCAAACGACGGUCUACCUCAACACAUUGUCUGCCCAUCCGCUUAUCGCCAUCUUCGCGGCCACAUGUCUCGGUUCCUCCCGCUUCUUACUCCCUCUUCACUUCGAUAUACCAGCAACCUCCAACUCCGGUAGACACCUCAGAUGACGAGAGUUCUGGGCAGUCGUUCAACGGGGCAGACGACCGGUGGCCGGCCACAAGGCCCAACCCGCAGCGGGACAACGACAGGAGUAUCUCGUCAAUCAAGGCCGAAUCCAGCGAUCCCGUAGAUGUCGACAUGGAUCUGACCAUGGCGCCUCCGGUCGCCCAGCCGAGGAUACGACGUGCUCGGUCGAACGAUAUUGUCCCUCCUGAACGCGACCCCCAUUUUCUGAAUGCUCCGGAUACGUUUGCGCGAGAAAGAGUGCCGACGCCCAUCAGCGGUCAUUUCGACAACCGCAUCAAUGAUCUGCCCACCGUCCCACGCCAUCACUUUCCACCGUUGCGCACGAAUUUGAGCCCGAUGAUCGAGCAGGAGUCGUGGAUCACUCGAGACGGUCUGCCGAGCCCCGUCGAGGACCAGGAUAUGGACACCGCAAUGAUGAUGGAUCGAGAUGAAUCGGCCACUCAGGUGCAUUGUCCCGCAGGGAAAUAUGGAGUGGAUGGAAACUCAAGUCCUUCGGGACGGGCGAGGUCGGCGAGACUCCACAUGGGUUACCUCAAUGGCUGUGAGAAAUGCAUUCAGAAAGUGCCGGGCCAUUACAGCCACAUUAUCUGGACAUGA
Molecule: messenger RNA, 870 nt
Organism: Fonsecaea erecta
Lineage: Eukaryota; Fungi; Ascomycota; Eurotiomycetes; Chaetothyriales; Herpotrichiellaceae
Exons: 1
Coding region: 1-870 (289 amino acids)
Source: RefSeq, a predicted model, not a curated record